Molecule: messenger RNA, 3568 nt
Organism: Ananas comosus (pineapple)
Lineage: Eukaryota; Viridiplantae; Streptophyta; Magnoliopsida; Poales; Bromeliaceae
Product: probable inactive receptor kinase At5g10020
Exons: 3
Coding region: 206-3352 (1048 amino acids)
Biological process (GO): protein phosphorylation
Molecular function (GO): protein kinase activity; protein binding; ATP binding
Source: RefSeq, a predicted model, not a curated record
UCCUAUGCUCUCCCCUCUCUCUCCUCUUUCUCCUUCUCUCCCCUUCUCUGAUCCUCUCUCUCCUCCCCCUUCUAGGGUUUCCUCCAUGGCUAGGGUUAGGGUUAGGGUUAGGGUUAGGGUUAGGAUUAGGGUUAUGGUUUCCCCGUCCUCCUCUCCUUGAUCCCCUACAGUAGCUCCCGAAAGCCUAGAAGCUAGUUCGAGAGAGAUGGAUCUGCUUCCUCAUCUCCCGAUGCUCCUCGUCGUCGUCUUCUUCUUGUUCGUGGUCUCGCCGAGCUCCGCCGCCCCCGCCGACGACGUCCAAGCCCUCCUCGAGUUCAAGAAGGGGAUCCAGGACCGCCAUGUCCUCGACUCCUGGGGGGGCGGCGGCGGCGGCGACGGCGGCGGCGGCGCAGCGGCGUGCCCCGGAGGGUGGCGCGGCGUCGUCUGCGACGACGCCGGGAACGUCGUCGCCCUCGCCCUUGAUGGGCUCGGCCUCGCCGGGGACAUCAAGUUCUCCACCCUCACCGGCCUCAGCCACCUCCGCAACCUCACUCUCUCCGGCAACGCCUUCACUGGGCGCCUCGUCCCCGUGCUUGGAUCCAUGGCGUCGCUCCAGCGGCUCGAUCUCUCCGGGAACCAUUUCUACGGCCCGAUCCCCGGCCGGAUCGCCGAUCUCUGGGGCCUCGUCCACCUCAACCUCUCCUACAACAACUUCUCCCAAGGAUUGCCCCCCGGGAUCCACAAUCUCCAGCAGCUUAAGGUUCUGGACCUCAGAUCCAAUGGCCUGCGGGGCGACGUAAGAGAUCUCCUCUCCGAGCUGAGGAACACCGAGCACGUGGAUCUAAGUAGCAAUGGCUUCUAUGGGGAUCUCACCAUAGAGCCGCAGAACAUUUCCAGUUUGGGGAACACGGCGCGGUACUUGAAUUUUAGCUACAAUCAGCUAAAUGGGAAGUUUUUCUCGGUGGAUUCAAUUGCGGUGUUCAAGAGCUUGGAGACAUUAGACUUGAGUCAUAAUCAGCUUAGCGGGGAGCUUCCGCCGCUCAACACGCUGUACAAUUUGAAGGUAUUUAGAGGUGGGAAUAAUCAGCUCUUUGGGUUGGUGCCCGAAGGUCUCCUUGAGAGUUCAAUGCAGUUGGUGGAAGUUGAUCUCAGUGGGAAUGGAUUUACAGGGCCUGUGCAUACUGUAAACUCAACGACUUUGAGGAACUUGAAUCUCUCUUCAAAUGCACUCUUAGGCCCUUUACCUUCUAGUAUUGGAAAAUGCACUUCAAUUGAUCUGAGCAAGAACAUGUUAUCUGGUUACCUAUCUGCAAUUCUGAGUUGGGAAGAUACAUUGGAGACUAUCGAUCUAAGUUCAAACUCAAUAUCGGGUAGCUAUCCAAACGGGGCCUCUCAAUUUCGGAAUUUAAUCUCAAUCAAGAUACGUAACAAUUCUUUAUCGGGUUCUCUUCCUUCUGUAUUCGGGAACUACCCAAAGUUAUCUAUACUCGACCUUAGUCUGAAUAAGCUCAUGGGACCUAUUUUAUCAGCCCUUUUCACAUCAUCAACUUUGACCAUUUUGAAUCUAUCUGGAAAUGGCUUUAAUGGAUCCAUUCCACUUCUAAGCUCAAAGUCAACGGAGUCACUCGUUUUACCUUCCUAUAUUCAUCUAGAGAGCCUCGAUCUGUCCGACAACUCUUUAUCUGGGUCAUUACCUCCCGAGAUUGGUAACAUGCAAAGGCUUAAAUUAUUAAAUCUUGCGAGAAAUGAGUUAUCUGGGGACAUCCCAAGUGAUCUUAGUAAGCUUACCGAAUUGGAAUUUCUUGAUCUAUCAAAUAAUCAGUUCAGUGGUAAAAUUCCCGAUAUGCCCCAGCCAGGUCUAAAGGCAUUCAAUGUCUCCAACAAUGAUUUGUCAGGAACUGUUCCUAAAAGUUUGGAAAUAUUUCCAGCUUCCUCAUUUUAUCCCGGAAAUCCUUUGUUAGUUUUUCCAGAUGGCAUGCCAGCGGGAGGUGAUAACACGGGAAUAGUGGAAAGUGGGACUAAUCAUCAUAAAAAGAGUGGUGUUCGAGUUGCUUUUAUAAUUGGUUCUAUUGGUGCUCUGAUGCUGAUAAUUUUUGCAGUAAUUGCUCUGUACAUGGUAAGAUCACAAGAACUUUGCGGGAGAAACGGCUUCAAAUGCCACUUUUCUGGUAGAGAUUUGAAGAUUGGGAGGUUCAGUCGCCCUAACAUGUUUAAGCCACAGAAAGACAAUUCUGCCCCUACUACAACAAUAAGUUUUUCAAAUGACCAUCUAUUAACAUCGGCUUCUAGAUCGAUGUCUGUACAGAAAGAGUUGUUAGCUGAGGCAGUGGAAUAUAGUUAUGAAGAUCCAAAGGGAGGCUCAGAUUCUAUGAUUUCCAGUAUGAUGGAUUCAACUACACCGCAUUUUGCUGAUUCUCAACUGGCUGAGCCACCAACCAAAUUGGAUGUGUAUUCACCGGACCGCUUAGCUGGUGAGUUGACUUUCUUGGAUGGCUCCUUGAUAUUUACAGCUGAGGAACUAUCGCAGGCCCCAGCAGAGGUCCUUGGUAGGAGCAGCCAUGGUACGUCGUAUAAAGCAACGCUGGACAGUGGGCACUUGUUGACUGUGAAGUGGUUGCGAGUUGGUCUUGUGAAAAACAAAAAGGAGUUUGCGAAGGAAGCAAAGAGGAUCGGAACCAUCAGACACUCGAAUAUCAUCUCGUGGAGAGGAUUCUACUGGGGCCCUAGGGAGCAAGAGAGGCUGAUUGUUUCGGAUUACGUUUACGGGGACAGCUUGGCACUUUAUCUUUAUGAGUCAACCCCAAGAAGAUACUCCCGCCUAUCAGUUAGUCAACGAGUAAAGAUCGCAAUCGAUGUGGCUCGCUGUUUGUUUUACCUGCACAUUGAUAAGGGCCUACCUCACGGAAACAUAAAACCAACUAAUGUUCUCUUGACCGGCCCCGAUCUCACAGCAAAGCUAACCGACUACGGUCUCCAUCGCCUCAUGACGCCAAGCGGCACCGCAGAACAAAUACUCAAUUUAGGCGCACUCGGGUACUGCGCGCCCGAACUAGCAUCAACAAAUAAGCCCAUCCCCUCGUACAAAGCUGAUGUGUAUGCAUUUGGGGUUAUCCUAAUGGAGCUCUUAACCCGGAGGAGCGCGGGUGAUAUUAUUUCUGGUCAAUCGGGUGCUGUCGAUCUUACUGAUUGGGUCCAAAUGUGCAAUAGGGAGGGCCGCGGGCCUGAUUGCUUCGACAGAGACAUCGCAGGGUUGGAGGAAGCUCCGAGAGUGAUGGAUGAAUUGCUCGCGGUGUCUCUUAGAUGUAUUCUUCCUGUAAAUGAGAGGCCUAACAUCAAGAUGGUAUUCGAAGAUCUUUGUUCUAUAACAAUGUGAGAGAUUUUUUCCCCCCCUUUUCCUCUUUCUUUUUUACUUUUUUGUUGUUGUUGUACAUGUAACUGGGUUCUCUCAAUUUGUCCCAAUUUUUUUUCCUGGGUUUCCAAGCCUUGCAGUCAAGGCUAGUUUAUAACUUUUUAGUGUAAAAAAAAAAAAAAAAGGAUUUGAUCCAUUGAUUGAUUGAUAUCAUUUGAAUUUGCUGGUUGAGUAGAGAUA